CUUGUCCCUGAAUGACGGGUCAGCGCGUGGCUGCACUUGUCACUGGCUGGAGUAAGGCUGGCGAGACGCAGGGGAAAGGGUCCAGCUGCUGCGCGACCCACACCGGGACCAGCAACCCGGAGCCGCUCUUUCCCAGUGAGACCUGCGGUGCCAAGCCGAGGCCCCGCCCCGCGCCCGUCACAUCCGGCGGCGGGCGGGAGGCGGUGUGGGCUUUCCCUGGGAGGUGGAGUAUCGGUUAACCCCUUCGUGUCCAGUGCGGCCCGGAGCCUCUGCGGGGCCGGAACCCGCGAGUUGGGGCUCCCCAGCCACACCCCUCGUGGGAUUUAAAGCGGGGAAGGUGGGGCCGGACGGGCCGAAGCCCGAGCCGAGGGAGCGGGCAUGAGGCGCUGCCCGUGCCGGGGGAGUCUGAGCGAGGCGGAGGCCGGCGCGCUGCCCGCCGGGGCCCGCAUGGGGCUGGAGGCGCUGCGAGGUGGGCGGCGGCGACAGCCGGGACUGCAGCGACCUGGGCCGGGAGCGGGUGGCCCGACGGGACGGCCCGAGGGGGGCGGGCCUCAGGCCUGGACUGAGGGGUCCAGCCUGCAGUCCGAGGCGGAGAGGACCGACCUCGGGCCUGUGCGGGGUCCCGACGGCCCGCAGGCUGAAGCCCGUGGAGGCGGGCACGCGGUGUGCGAGGCAGCCGGCCCGGGAGCGGAGUCAGAGAAGCCCAGCCGACGCCGGGAGCCAGACGGCUCCAACCUGCAGACGCAUCCAGAAGGGAGCAGCCCCCGGGCAGAGAUGGAGAUGGCCGGUUCCUGGACAGAUGGCUUUCGAACUGACCCCCCCAGACCCGACCUCCAGUCUCAGCCGAAGAGAGCCAGCCUCUGUAGCCAGCCAGCGUUUGAUGAGUCCUGGGCUGGACCGGAGAGGCUCGAGCCGUGGCAGACUCUGCCAGACAGGGACAAGCCCUGGGUGGAUCACCUCCGGACCCACCACAGCACGUCCAAGCUCCAAACUCACCCAGACGGAGUCUGCCCCUCACCCGAACCAAGGGCUGAUGGCCCCUGUAAGGGGUCGCCCGCGGAUGGUUCCAGGACACCACAGGACACCGACGGCUCCGGGACAGAGUCCCAAACUCAUGGCUCCCUCACACGACAGAGUACUCAGACAGCCUGGAAACAGCCUGGAAGGGGUGAUUCUCAAGACACUGACGGUGCCUGGAUUCAACCUGGCACUGAUGGUCCCUGGGCUGCCGGCGUUUUGGGGCAAUCCAAUGGAGAUGAUCCAUUAGAGGAACAAGAGGCGGGGGAGUUGGUGACUAAGCUGUGCUCCCACCUGGAGUGCAGCGCCCUGAGUCCUGUGCCCCGCCUCAUCAUCACCCCUGAGACUCCCGAGCCUGAGGCCCAACCGGUGGGACCCCCGUCCCGGAUUGAGGGCGGCACUGGCGGCUUCUCCUCUGCCUCCUCUUUCGAUGAAUCUGAGGAUGACUUGGUGUCUGGGGGCGGAGGUACCAGCGACCCGGAGGACAGAUCUGGAAGCAAGCCCUGGAAGAAGCUGAAGUCAGUUCUGAAGUACUCGCCCUUCGUGGUCUCCUUCCAUAAGCACCACUACCCCUGGGUCCAGCUUUCCGGACAUGCUGGAAACUUCCAGGCCGGCGAGGAUGGCCGGAUUCUGAAACGUUUCUGUCAAUGUGAGCAGCGCAGCCUGGAGCAGCUGAUGGAGGACCCCCUGCGGCCUUUCGUGCCUGCCUAUUACGGCAUGGUGCACCGGGAUGGGCAGGCCUUCAACCAGAUGGAAGACCUCCUGGCAGACUUUGAGGGCCCCUCUAUCAUGGACUGCAAGAUGGGCAGCAGGACCUACUUGGAAGAGGAGCUGGUGAAGGCACGAGAACGGCCCAGGCCCCGGAAGGAUAUGUAUGAGAAGAUGGUGGCCGUGGACCCCGGAGCCCCCACUCCUGAGGAGCACGCUCAGGGCGCCGUCACCAAGCCCCGAUACAUGCAGUGGAGGGAGACCCUGAGCUCAACUUCCACCCUGGGCUUCCGGAUAGAAGGCAUCAAGAAAGCCGAUGGGACCUGCAACACCAACUUCAAGAAGACACAAGCGCUGGAGCAGGUGACGAAGGUGUUGGAAGACUUUGUAGAUGGGGACCUUGGAAUCCUGAGAAAGUACGUGGCGCGACUCGAGGAUCUCCGAGAGGCCUUGGAAAACUCUCCCUUCUUCAAGACCCAUGAGGUAGUGGGCAGUUCCCUUCUCUUUGUGCAUGACCACACCGGCCUGGCCAAGGUCUGGAUGAUUGACUUCGGCAAGACAGUGGCCCUGCCUGACCACCAAAUGCUCAGUCACAGGCUGCCUUGGGCUGAGGGCAACCGCGAGGAUGGCUACCUCUGGGGUCUGGACAAUCUGAUCCGCCUCCUUCAGGGGCUGGCCCAGAGCUGAUCUCAUCUGCUGCUGCUGAUGCUGCUAGGUAGCAGGCCUCUGGCUUGAGGAGCCCUAAGACGCCGUCGGGCCUGCCGCUGAUGGAAGACGAGGUGCUUCAAGGGGCCAUCCGACCAGUGUGGCCUGAGGAGCUCUGGGGACCUGGCAGCACUGGGCUCCCUUACUGAUACGGGGAACAGACAGGUAGAGCUAUAGAGUUGGCACAACACGAAUGGGGCAUCCUGAUCAGCCAAGGGAGUGCCAGAGGCCAUGCUGGAAGAACCCCUCCCUCCCCGAGCUGGCGUCCUGCACCCAGAGCCUCAGCAGGUUGGCUUCUGUCCCCCGGAGGAUCAGGCAUCGGUUGUGAAGACCUAAAGGAGCUACUUGUCCGCCUGGGGCAGUGACAGCCCCACUGGAGGCCACCUACGUGCCGAGAGAAGGGUGUGACGACACCGCCCAGGGCCUGCUGCCACUGUGGGAGCACAGCUCGCGCCCCCCCCCCCAGGCCUCUGUGUUCCUCCGUGGACUCUUCUAGCUGCUGCAGAGCCAGACCACAGGCAGCCACCUGUGCCAGCACUGUGACCACCUUCCUUCCUUCCUUGGUGCACCGGCUGCAGCCUCAGGACUUCCUCCUUCUGCCCCUGACACCAGGGCUCUCCUGUCUCAGUAGAGUCCAGUGGCAAGAAGGCGUUUCCGAGGCAGGGGAGGAGGCUUCUUGGGAACAGGAGCUGCCUCGCUCGCUCUGUAAGUGCCCCCCACCCACACGCAGAAUGCACUGCCAGGUUGCCCGGAAGCACAAGUGGGUGGGGCUUCUGGCCCUAACCAUGGACGGACCACCUAGUUCUAACCAAAGACUCUGGGACUCUGGAAUGGGGCAGAAGCUGCUGUCCCCAUGCUCCAGCACCUCUCUAGAACCUUGGCUUCCUGGUGAGGGCAGGAACCUACCUCUUCCCUAGGCCCUAUGGUCUUCCAGGGCCCACGUCUUCCUUUUCUACUGACUGACUUUAUAUAUAUUUAUAUACGAGGUAGUUAGCUGGGGGUGGUGCCAGGGAAAUCGAGGUAAAGUGGCUUUAUUGUGCCUCCCGCCCACAGUGACACCCCAAUAAACAGGACAAAGUCAA
This is a messenger RNA of Mesocricetus auratus (golden hamster), 3512 nucleotides long. RefSeq names its product inositol-trisphosphate 3-kinase C (gene Itpkc). Gene Ontology annotation, molecular function: inositol-1,4,5-trisphosphate 3-kinase activity; inositol tetrakisphosphate kinase activity. Gene Ontology annotation, biological process: inositol phosphate biosynthetic process. The record is from RefSeq and is a predicted model, not a curated record. Lineage: Eukaryota; Metazoa; Chordata; Mammalia; Rodentia; Cricetidae. Gene Ontology annotation, cellular component: nucleus; cytoplasm. Bases 379 to 2412 code for a protein of 677 amino acids. The transcript is spliced from 7 exons.